Messenger RNA from Triticum dicoccoides, 1477 nucleotides. Its product is annotated as transcription factor JUNGBRUNNEN 1-like. Gene Ontology annotation, biological process: regulation of DNA-templated transcription. The transcript is spliced from 3 exons. NCBI's taxonomy places the organism in Eukaryota, Viridiplantae, Streptophyta, Magnoliopsida, Poales, Poaceae. Gene Ontology annotation, molecular function: DNA binding. Bases 57 to 1112 code for a protein of 351 amino acids. The record is from RefSeq and is a predicted model, not a curated record.
CAAGUAUAGAACUAGGCCGAGAAGCAGCAACAACCAGCAAGCAAGACGUAUAAACGAUGGUGGCCAAGGCGAAGUUGAGCGCCAUGGAGUUGGAGAUGGAGAAGGCAACGAGAGACGGGGAGGUGGUGCUCGGCGGCGCCGAAGACGAUGAGGGGGAGGAGGACGUGGUGCUGCCGGGGUACCGGUUCCACCCCACCGACGAGGAGCUCGUCACCUUCUACCUCCGGCGCAAGGUGGCCGGGAAAUCCCUCAGCAUCGAGGUCAUCCGGGAGAUGGACAUCUACAAGCACGACCCAUGGGAUCUCCCCAAGGCGAGCACGGUUGGCGGGGAGAAAGAGUGGUACUUCUUCUGCCUCAGGGGGAGGAAGUACCGGAACAGCAUCCGGCCCAAUCGGGUGACCGGAUCCGGCUUCUGGAAGGCCACCGGCAUCGACCGGCCGAUCUACUCCGCCGGCAGCGGCAGCGCCAGUUCCGGCGUGUCCAUCGGGCUGAAGAAGUCGCUCGUCUACUACCGCGGCAGCACCGGCAAGGGCACCAAGACUGACUGGAUGAUGCACGAGUUCCGCCUCCCGCCGGCCGCCGCCGCGGCCACCAACUCCUCCCCGAGCAUGCAGGAAGCGGAGGUGUGGACCAUCUGCAGGAUCUUCAGGAGGGCCAUCACCUACCGGAAGCAGCAGCAGCCGUGGAGGCCGCCGCCCGCGCCGUCCGCCGCCGACUCGAACUCCAACACGGGGAGCUUCGAGUCGUCCGAGGCCGGCGACGAGUACAUGAACUGCCUGCAGGCUCCGGCACCCGGCGCUCCUUGCAUCCCCCAGCAGCAGCACCAGUACGUCAGUCAGAUGGACGCAGUGAACGGCAACAACUUCUUCUACAGGGAUACCAUGCACAACCAGCCGUUCCAGGGGCAAUGGAACGCUGCACCCGCCGUGCCGGAGCCGGAGGAGAAGCCACAGGAUACACUAUCAACGGCCGUCACCUUCCACCAGAAUGACCAUAGCCACGCCGUCGCCGCGAACGAUUUCUACAAGGUCGAGGGGUACUUGGAGGAGAUCGCGAGGAUGCUGGAGGUCACCGAUCCGGCAGGGUUUUACGACUACAGAUCAUACGGUUGAUCAGCAUUCAGCAGGAAACUCUUCGGCUCCGUAGGCUCCCGCGAGUUCGCCGACGGGCCGGUCACUCCCGGCGGCUUCGGUAACACUCGCUGCUUCGGAAACUGAAAGAAACGGCGUAACAGCGACGGUGUCUGGGAAACUUCCUGCCCAAUUCGGGAUGGGGUUUACUGUUCCGCCGUCGACGAUGGCGACCGGGUAGUACUCGGCUUCUACCUUCUGUGGUGCCUCUGGAUUGGUUGAAUCGGGUCAUCGGAAGGUCUUGAAAUGGAGUCCUGGCGGCUGAGUGUGGUGUCUCGGGUUGUCCGGGGAAGCAGCAGACUUCAUUGCUGGGCUCAUCUUGUCCUUGUUAACAUGUAUCUUAACAA